AUGAAGCUGUACGUCCGCACGCAGGACGGCAAGAGCUUCACGGUCGACGCGGAGGAGAAGGACGCGGUCGCGGACCUGAAGCGGUCGAUCGAGGUGGCGGGGGGCGUCUCGAUGUCCGCGAUGUCGCUCGAGUGCCAGGGGAAGACCCUCGACGACGACAACGCGACGUUGGUGGCGAGCGGAGUCGCGCACGGCGCGCACAUCGGCCUGCUGACGAAGGAGGCGGGCGUGAGGACGAAGGUCCACAUGAUGACGCCGCACUUGCCGUGUGGCGAUCACGUAUUCAUCGAGGUGCCGGAAAACGCGCGAAAGCACGUCAUCAUGAGGGCGCUCGCGGAGAAGACCGGCGUCCCCGUGGAGCACCAGAUCAUCAGGAUGGGCGGCAUCAACAGCAUCUUCAUGGGGGACGCGCGCACGAACAUCAGGUCCGCGCGCUGCGGGACGGUCGACUCGGUGCGCCUCGCCACCACCGGGAAGCUCUAG
Molecule: messenger RNA, 483 nt
Organism: Pedinophyceae sp. YPF-701
Lineage: Eukaryota; Viridiplantae; Chlorophyta; Pedinophyceae
Source: the annotation of a GenBank genome assembly